AUGACUGCGUUGCAUGAGGUUCAUUUAGCCUCAAGAAGAGCAGAAGAAGCAGCGUCAAGGCGAUUCCAAGCCGUGCAGUGGCUACAAUCUAUUGUUGGCCAACUCGGUAUCCCAAGUCAGCCAUCAGAGAAAGAGUUUGUUACUUGCUUGAGAAACGGUAUGAUACUAUGCAAUGCUAUCAACAAGAUUCACCCUGGAGCCGUCUCCAAGGUUGUUGAGAGCUACUCGCAUCUGGAGUCAUUUAACAGAGAUUAUCAACUCCCUCAAGCUUAUCAGUACUUUGAGAAUGUUCGGAACUUUCUUGUGGCUUUGGAACAGUUGAGGCUUCCUAGAUUCGAAGCUUCUGAUCUCGAAAAGGAUAAUAUAGAGUCUGGAUCAGUGAGCAAAGUUGUGGACUGUAUCUUAGGACUCAAGGCUUAUCAUGACUGCAAGAUGAGUAGUGGGUUCUACAAGCACAUCAAAACGUCACCGUUUCAGCUCUCUGCAACUAAGGUUAAUCAUCCACUUGGUUAUCCUAAAACGUCUAGGCAUUUGGAGAGAAACGAUUGCUCAGAUGGUGAAUCUGAUCAAUACAAAGUGAUAACCAAGUUGUGUGCCGAUCACAUUGUCAACUCCAAGGAAAAUUUUGAUGAGAAUCUAAUUUCAUUAGAGAAUAGCAGCGAGUCCAGCAAAAGUCUCCUACACAAGAGAAAAUGCAACCAUAAGCGUUUACUGAAAACACAAGAAAAUGAGCUUGCGGCUCUCAAGACUUUGUUUAUAGAAACGAAGCAGGAUUUUCAGGAAUUUCAGGCUCAUUUGCAAAGAGAUCUGAUGGAACUAGGAAAUCAGAUGCAAGAGAUGUCAUCAGCAGCUCAAGGAUAUUACAAAGUGGUGGAAGAGAACAGAAAGUUAUACAACAUGGUCCAAGAUCUCAAAGGAAAUAUAAGAGUGUUCUGCAGAGUUAGACCGAUCUUCAAUAGUGAAACGAAUGGAGUAAUAGAUUACAUAGGAAGAGAUGGCUCUUUGUUUGUUAUGGAUCCAUCUAAGCCUCAAAAAGAUGCUAGAAAAACAUUUCAGUUUAAUCAAGUGUUUGGUCCAACAGCAACUCAAGAUGAUGUAUUCAGAGAAACAAAGCCAUUAAUCAGAUCAGUGAUGGAUGGUUAUAAUGUCUGCAUUUUUGCUUAUGGACAAACAGGAUCAGGAAAGACAUACACCAUGAGUGGUCCUUCAGGCAGAUCAGCUACUCAAAUGGGGAUAAACUAUCUAGCUCUCAGUGAUCUCUUUCUGAUUUAUAUUAGAACUUGCUCCAGCGAGGAGGACGAUGGCUUGAGUCUUCCAGAUGCUACAAUGCAUUCUGUGCACUCUACCAUGGAUGUACUUCAGCUAAUGGAGGCUGGUGAGGUUAACAGGGCUGUUAGUUCCACGUCCAUGAACAAUAGAAGUAGUCGGUCUCACAGGUUCUCUUACAUAACUCAAAGCUACACACUGUCAGAAUCAAAUGAUCUAACUUCAUUGUCUUUUUUUUGUAGUAUUUUUAUGGUACAUGUACGUGGGAAAGACACAUCUGGAGGUACCAUCCGAAGUUGCUUGCAUCUGGUAGAUCUUGCAGGGAGUGAGAGAGUAGAUAAAUCAGAAGUUACAGGAGAUAGACUCAAGGAAGCACAGUAUAUAAACAAAUCUCUUUCUUGUCUUGGAGAUGUGAUAUCUGCUCUGGCUCAGAAGAAUGCUCACAUCCCAUACAGAAACAGCAAGCUGACUCUUCUACUACAAGACGCGUUAGGUGGUCAAGCCAAAACACUGAUGAUUGCUCACUUGAGUCCUGAGGAAGACUCUUUUGGAGAAACAAUCAGUACAUUAAAAUUUGCACAAAGAGUUUCGACUGUUGAACUUGGUGCUGCUCAUGCACACAAAGAGACUAGAGAGGUUAUGCAGCUCAAGGAGCAGAUUGAAACCCUGAAGAAGGCUCUAGGUAAUGAAGAAUGGAACAAGGAGAUAAAGUCUCCUUUAAGCAGACCCAUUGCAACAACAGAGAGAACUCCUCCACGUCUCAGAAGAUUAAGCAUAGAAAACUGUAGCAACACACUUAAAGACAGAAAAUGUAUGAAAUCACCUUUGUCACCUUUGGCUACUCGUAGUUUUCAAAUAUUGAGUAUGGAGGGUCUACAGUCCCGUAAAAAGGAAGAGAGUAGUAAAGGAGAUCUCACCAUGGAGGUGGAGCACCAGAUCAAGAAUCCACUGAGUCCUGUCAAUGUCAGAACAAGCAUUCCACAACUCCAGACACCUGUUAAAGUAGAGGAUUCAAGAAAUGAGAUGCAGUCUAUUUCUGUGGAUACUAGGACAAGUGGAAAAAGUUCACAUAUAAGGAAGUCUCUGAGGACAAUAGGAAAGCUGAUCAAUGGUUCAGAGAAGAGAAAGGAGAACAUUCCUGCAAAUCCACUCUCACCACUUGGUGUCUCGAAUAGCUUCAGCAGUGUGAAGUCGCCACAUACAAGCAACGCUAAGACACUGCGAAGGCAAUCACUCAUAGGACAAGAAAGAUACUCAAUAAGAGUAGAUCCAGUUGAGAAUGGUAUAAAAGGUUCAAGGAAUGCAAAGACACCUCCACCUGAACGUUCAUCAUCAAAGAUAGGGAACAAAAUGGCCUAG
Messenger RNA from Eruca vesicaria subsp. sativa (arugula), 2625 nucleotides. The record is from the annotation of a GenBank genome assembly. Lineage: Eukaryota; Viridiplantae; Streptophyta; Magnoliopsida; Brassicales; Brassicaceae.